Messenger RNA from Ogataea angusta, 924 nucleotides. RefSeq lists its product as uncharacterized. Lineage: Eukaryota; Fungi; Ascomycota; Pichiomycetes; Pichiales; Pichiaceae. Gene Ontology annotation, biological process: mitochondrion organization. The transcript has a single exon. Bases 1 to 924 code for a protein of 307 amino acids. The record is from RefSeq and is a predicted model, not a curated record. Gene Ontology annotation, cellular component: mitochondrion; membrane.
AUGAACAAUCAAGGGUGGGACAAGUUUGCCCAGGAUUUGCAAAAAAGAGCUCAGCAGAUCGCCAAAAGCCAGGGUGGCCGCAAGCCGCCUGGAUCUCCGUUGGGUAUCUUUGCUGGCCUGGGAGGAUUGCUUCUGCUGGGAGGUGGUGCACUGUUAUUUGACAAUGCUCUGUACAACGUGAACGGUGGUGAAAGAGCGGUGCUCUACGACAGAUUGAGCGGUGUUCGUCCUGAAGUUGUGGGCGAGGGUACCCACAUCAAGAUUCCCUUCCUCCAAUUCCCAACAAUUUACGAGAUUCGUGCCAAGCCAAGAAGCAUUGCCUCGCUGACCGGUACAAAGGACUUGCAGAUGGUGAACAUCACGUGCAGGGUGCUUUCGAGACCGGAGGUGAGCGCAUUGCCUACCAUUCACCGCACGUUGGGCCAGGACUACGACGAGAGGGUUCUUCCCUCGAUUGUGAACGAGGUUCUGAAGGCGGUGGUGGCACAGUUUAAUGCUGCACAACUCAUUACACAGAGAGAGAAGGUGUCGAGACUUGUUCGUGAGAACCUGAUGAGAAGGGCGGCCAACUUCAACAUCCUGUUGGACGACGUUUCUCUCACGGCCAUGACGUUCUCGCCGGAGUUCUCGACUGCGGUCGAGGCCAAGCAGAUUGCCCAGCAGGACGCCCAGAGAGCGGCCUUCAUUGUGGACAAGGCCAUCCAGGAGAAACAGAGUCUGGUGGUGAAGUCGCAGGGUGACGCAAAGUCGGCGCAGCUCAUUGGUGACGCCAUCAAGAAGUCCAAGGACUAUGUCGAGCUCAAGAGACUGGACACGGCCAAGGAGAUUGCCAACAUCCUGGCCAGAUCUCCAAACAAGGUCAUUUUGGAUAACGAGGCGCUGUUGUUGAACACUGUGACCGACUCUAGAGUUACCAAGAAGUAA